Periophthalmus magnuspinnatus is the source of this 1269-nucleotide messenger RNA. Its product is annotated as Ig-like V-type domain-containing protein FAM187A. The transcript has 6 exons. The record is from RefSeq and is a predicted model, not a curated record. Bases 1 to 1269 code for a protein of 422 amino acids. Lineage: Eukaryota; Metazoa; Chordata; Actinopteri; Gobiiformes; Gobiidae.
AUGCAUAGGAGCACAGUACAGUUUUUGCUCUGUGUCCCUCUUGUGGUGUGGGGUUAUGAAGCACCAGAGGACCAAGAGGACGUCUUUGCCCGAACUGCGUGUCCUGCCUUCCUCACCUUCACGAACACUGCCUAUGUCUCAGGAGCCACCGUGGAGCUGCCCUGCCUCUGCAAACCUCCAGAAGUGCUGUCAGUGGUGUGGUUCUACAGAAAACACUUGUCCAGCUCCGAGCAGACCCAGGCACUCUUUGAUGACCAUGGACUGCAGGUAGUGGAUCCUGAGUCGCUCCCUCACAGCUCGGACCUGCGCAGCCGCUUCUCCAUCCGCCUGUUCAGCCUGCUCGUGUUCAGGAGCAGCCCCGCCCACUCUGGAGUGUACAUCUGUGGCUCUGAGCACAGGGACUUCUUCUACGCAUAUGACCUGGAUAUACAAGAGGCACGCCGGAUCACCUUUACUGACAGGUUAGGAAAGAAGGAGACAUUAGAGGAGACGAGGAGACAGUCCAACUCCGCCCCUUUGUAUCGAACCUUCACCAGUUUCCAGGCCUGGUCUGUGUGCGAUCGCUGUGGACGUCCCGGGGAGCAGGUCCGAGUGGGGCUCUGCUAUGUGCACUCCCUCUACCUGCACGUGCGGUACCGGAGGGCCAAUCAGACUGUCGCCCCCUGUGGCUCGGGGGCGGUACUAAGGGUGUUUGGACCAAUCAACAAUGAGGGUGCGGUGCUAGAGGUCAGAGACUGUGAGGAGCUCUGUCCACCACAAGCUCCUCCUCCAUCCAAAGUGACGUCUCUCAUGGCUUUCCUUGGAUAUGGGUCUGCCUCCAAACCUCUAGGGGUCAAAGUUUAUUACCUGACCCACCAGGCAGACACCACCCUGAUCAUUGGGUGUCCUGGAGCCAAACCCAACAUGGCCGUGGCCUGGGACAGAGAGGACACUCCUAUCCUCAGAAGAGGGCACACAGCGCCCCCUGGAGGAGAAGCCCCCCGGAUCAGUAUAGACACGGGACACAAUCUAGUCUUCAACCUGGCACAAGUGCAAGACUCAGGGGUGUACUACUGCUGGCUCCAGGGACGACGAACAGCUCAGAUCCGCUUGAUAGUGCAUUUUCGUUUGGGACAGGGCCAGUCUGUAUUGUCCCAUCCGCACUUCUACCCCGCUCUCUGGAUGGUGGUCAUGUGGUACGCUGGGAUGAGCGCUGUGUUUUUGCUAUUUCUGCUCACCAAGGCUGUGGUCCAGACUGUCACAGAGGCCCACGAGACACACCAGGACUAG